AUGGCGGCCUCUAAGGCUCAUGAAGAGCAGCUAAUGCACGUGCGGAAGGGCUGCCUAGCGUGCAUUCGCCAGGAUGUGGCAUCAGAUGGAAGUCGUAUCGAGGGGUCCCAUAAGGGCUGGAACGGGCUCCAACGCUCGCACGCAAGUGGCGUGAAAGUUCUUAGUGCCCUCUGCCAUGAUUUUGUCCUCUGCUGCAAUAUCUGCAUCGGGAUCACCUUUGAACAGCCCUCAGAAUUUCUGAAGUCGACAUUUGGCUCACAUUACAUUGGGUUAGUUGGUGCUGUGGCGAAGCUGUGGAACUCACUCCUCCCGCCCGAAUCUGGCAGUCGCAAGCAUUUUCGUGCAUUGCCUGAGCUCAAGUCUGUUUCCAGUGGCGAAAACUUCAGUCUCGUUAGCGCAAAAUCUGUCACUAAUUAUCAGAAUCUGGUCAAGAUCAAGGAGGAGCCUCGUGAAGAGCUAUUUGAACUCUCAUCUGAGGAUCGCACAGAGGUUGACGCCAUGCUUCGCGAUCUUGACAUCGACCCUAUGUUGUUGUUUCAGCCUGCAGGACUGCCGCAGGCAACAGAUGCUGCAAGCAGAUCACAGCUUAUCCUCCCCCGCAGUGGCAAUGUAAUUCAGUCGGCGAUGCUCACCGGAGAAUCCCUACUCAAAAAUCGGCUUAACUUGGUGCCCAGCAGUGCCGCAUGUGCCGAUGCCGACGUGAUGCCAUCAGCACAGGAUGAACCAGCGGUUGUGAUUGCAGGUCCUUCAACAAGUGAGAAGCAAGCAGGCGAGGUUGUGAUAGUAGAAACGGGCACGAAGGUGGGAAGCAAUUCACUUCACAACACAACAUGCUCAUCUCAGCGACUCCACGCACUGCAAGGAGCCAGUUCGAGGUCCGAGGAUGCAGUCAGCCCCUCGAGUUCAGACCUGACUCAAGGUGCCAGAAAUCGUGGGUGUGCCUCCCGCAGUGGGCUUGAACUCCUUAAGUUCACCAUGCCCGCACAGACCAUCCCAUCGAAGCGGAGAGCAGAACCAGAAGCUACCAGCUCCGCUUCUGAGGGCCAUCACAUGGAUGGGAGUGACGGUGCUCCUUCAAGGCCUGAAGGGCAUCGCAAGAAGGCAAGAACAGUCACACCUGGGCUGGCAGCUGGCUUGACGCUUGCCAAAGAAGUAUCAACAGUCUCAUCCACUGCAUGCAUCACCGACUCGGACAUUAUGAUCAGCACCGCACUCCCGCCAAGUUCAAAAUCCUCUCAUGGGCAGCAAGUAGUACCUGACCCUAAUGUUCCCCACUCGAGGGUCCUUUCCACUAGCACCUUGGUCAGCUUCUUCAAUAUGGCACAUCCCGCUGCAGCAUCUGCAUCAGCGAAGUCUCAGGAGCUCUUGCCGAUGAGCAAUCUGCCUCUUCCCACCAUCUCUGGUCUCACACCAUCUCAGCGGCUUUUUUCCUUGUCAACCAGCAUGAACAUCAAGUCAUUGUCUAUCAGCAGCAAUGAUGAGUUUUAUCUGUUCAUGGACAUGCGCGCAGAGAAGAAGUGGGCAUCAUUUAGCAUGACCCCAUGCAAGUGGGUCAUCGUGGCAAGCGAGUACAAUGCCCGACUCGAGUCCUUCCAUCGAUCGAGGGGACAGGCGCAGCUCAUGGUAAGAAAGGCACCGCGUGCGCUUAUGGAAAAGCUCGGUGAGUUGGAGCCCAAGAUUAUUGCUCGCAUUGUAGGCAAUCACUACACAUCCAAGCAAUCUAACACAGAUGACUUCUGGCAGAAGCACUGUGAUGCAGUGCCAGGACUGAUCAAGAAUGGAAAGGGUGAAUCGAAGACAUCUGCACGCAAGACGUGCAUCUGCUCGCGGUGCAAGACGAUCAUGUGGCCUGGUCCCGAGGGCAUGGGUAAUAACCACAAAAAGUCCUAUUGUUCGGAUGGUGUGAUGCAGAAGCCAAGGACAAUCACGAAGAUGGUCGGCGGCUUGCUGCAGGAUGUUACUAAGCACCCUCCGGACUGGCCUCAGCUGUGGGGAAUUUUUACCAAUGGCACUCACUUCCAUCCGGGGCCAUUCCUUGCCACCAUCCAUGAGGUUUAUGACUGCGUCAUAGUGAAGGGCGGUACCGGUGAAGAUCGUGCAAUGGAAUACAGCGCCUUUGCGGCACUCCUCUCGAAGCGCACUGUUGUCUCUAAUGAUGGUGCUGUUUUUUUCGAACUGUUCAGUUCCCUCGAGGUGACAUCAGCACGCGAGUUUGCCGAUGCCAUCGUUGAGCACGAUGGGAUCAAAUUCUUUCGCAUUGACAGCCUCCACAGCACCCCUGAGAAUGCAAACAGUGAUGGCAGCAAUGUCGGUGAGGACACCGUCAUUGCAGUUGUGUGA
Messenger RNA from Sparassis crispa, 2340 nucleotides. RefSeq lists its product as hypothetical. The transcript is spliced from 5 exons. The record is from RefSeq and is a predicted model, not a curated record. The coding region runs from base 1 to 2340 and encodes 779 amino acids. Lineage: Eukaryota; Fungi; Basidiomycota; Agaricomycetes; Polyporales; Sparassidaceae.